Messenger RNA from Geodia barretti, 534 nucleotides. NCBI's taxonomy places the organism in Eukaryota, Metazoa, Porifera, Demospongiae, Tetractinellida, Geodiidae. The record is from the annotation of a GenBank genome assembly.
AUGCGCUGGAAGGCGGCUGGCGACUGCUGCGGCCCACGCGCUUGCACUCCGUUUCCUGGGAGAAAUACCUUGACUAGCCCUACCGCUAAUACCGCCGACCGGCCCGAUGCCAAGUCGCCGCUGUCCGGACCCGAAAUUGUCCCUGAUUUUGAGGCGGCGCUGACGCGGCUGUGCGCGAUAGCGCGGAGAGGCCAGCGUGUGGACAGCCCUUUAUACAAUCCGUCGGAAGAGUGGAUUGUCGCCAGGAUGCCGAUCUUCCAGGAUCUUCCAGCCCAACAACAGUCUGAGUUGCUGGCCGAAGCGCAGGCGCUGGAAUCGGAGGCAGCGGAAGCCAACGCGGCCGGCCGCGCGUCCAGCAAGGUGUGGCCCGAGACGGUGUUCCGGCUGGAUAAUGGGGGACUGGCGUUCUUCAGCCAAUUGGGCGUGGUGCGCCGGCCCGACCUGACGCAGUACUUCGUCGAAGGGUUCACCCGCAAUCGGGACGCCCUAGCGUUCUCGGAGGAUAACCAGCGACUGUUCACCGAUGGUAUUUGA